Molecule: messenger RNA, 979 nt
Organism: Drosophila grimshawi
Lineage: Eukaryota; Metazoa; Arthropoda; Insecta; Diptera; Drosophilidae
Product: CTD nuclear envelope phosphatase 1
Exons: 1
Coding region: 8-892 (294 amino acids)
Molecular function (GO): protein serine/threonine phosphatase activity
Source: RefSeq, a predicted model, not a curated record
UUUCGAAAUGGUUGUACAGCUCUUUGAGCAGCCUAAGUCAUCAUCAGUUGAUCAGCCGAACGUCUCCAAGGUCGCUCCAAUCGAGGAAACACUAGGGAUUGAAACAAGCACAGAUUCACUUCUUGUCCCAAAAAUAGGUUGGUUAACCUGUUUUUCCCGCAUUUACGAUUGGACGGACGAACUGGGCCAGUACGUGACAAGGUUUAUCGCCUAUCUGGCGUUUAAGAUCCGACACUUAUUUUACCCGAAUCAACUUAUUAUAUAUGACGAGGCGGCCCUUUCACCGGCAUCCAAGGCGCAGUUGCAAGUGGCAGGACGCAAGACACUUGUACUCGAUCUAGAUGAAACGCUUGUGCAUUCAUGCUAUUUCGAUCCAGAGACAAAUAAUUUGAUUGGCUGUAAUUUGAUGCCCGAAACCGCUAUUCCGGAUUACGUAAUAAACAUACCGAUUGUAGCCGAUAUUCAACCAAUUGAAUUUCAGAUAUUCAAACGGCCAUAUGUCGAUGAGUUUCUCAGCUUUGUGGGCAGAUGGUACGAAGUGGUCAUCUUUACGGCCAGCAUGGAGGCCUAUGCCUCAAUUGUGGUAGACAAAUUGGAUGAUGGCCGCGGGAUAUUUCAGCGUCGUUUCUAUCGACAACAUUGUGUCUCCACCUCGUCAUUUGUCAGCAAGAAUCUGUUUGGGGUCAAUAAGGAUUUGGCAAGCGUUUUCAUCAUUGACAACUCACCGAGUGCGUAUCGCGACUUCCCAGAGAAUGCCAUACCCAUCAAGAGCUAUAUCUAUGAUCUCAAUGAUCAGGAACUGCUCAAUUUGCUACCCUUUCUGGACGCCCUUCGCUUCACGAAAGAUGUUCGCUCGAUUCUCGGCCGGCGGCAAUUACCAGCUCCAUCAUGAGCCAACAUUAAUAACAGCCCGAUGUUAAUUCCAUUUAAUACUGAAUAAAGAGAUGUAUUCAGCAUUUGUUUUCAAGGUGAACGAAAA